ACCAAAAUUCAUCUCUUUUCGAACUUUGUCCAAAUUAAAACACUCUCCCUCUCUCUGAACACCACUUUCGUAUUUUCUCUCUUCACUUUCCUUCUUCAGCUUUCUUCUCUUCAAUCGCCAUUUCACACAAGGAAAAGAAGUGUGAAGAAAAGAAGGAAAAGGCCAUCCAACAAGCAUAUAAUAAAAAAAAAACCAGUGCUUUACCAAGCUGAGGCAGAACAACAUUACUUUUUUUUCUAGUCAUUAUUGUUCAUGGUACUCAUGGGCUUCUUCAAGCUCAUUAUAAUGUGGAAUGUGCUGAUGAUUCUUGUUCUAGCAAGUUCACUUAUUGGUUCUGCUAGAGCCUCUGUAUCUUAUGAUCGGAAAGCCAUCACUAUCAAUGGCCAAAGAAGGAUUCUCCUCUCUGGUUCCAUUCAUUACCCUAGAAGUACACCUGAGAUGUGGCCAGAUCUUAUUCAGAAGGCUAAGGAAGGUGGUUUGGAUGUUAUCCAGACUUACGUUUUCUGGAAUGGUCAUGAACCUUCACCUGGCAAAUAUUACUUUGAAGGUAACUAUGAUCUGGUGAAGUUCAUAAAGUUGGUGAAGCAGGCAGGCCUUUAUGUUCAUCUGAGGAUUGGCCCUUAUGUCUGUGCUGAGUGGAAUUUUGGCGGUUUUCCUGUUUGGCUGAAGUACAUUCCAGGCAUCAACUUCAGAACAGACAAUGGGCCUUUCAAGUUCCAAAUGCAAAAAUUCACAAGCAAGAUCGUCAAUAUGAUGAAAGCAGAAAGGUUAUUUGAGUCGCAGGGCGGUCCGAUAAUUCUUUCCCAGAUUGAAAAUGAAUAUGGACCCAUGGAGUAUGAAAUUGGUGCUCCUGGUAAAACCUAUACCCAAUGGGCAGCUCAUAUGGCUGUAGGACUUGGCACAGGGGUUCCAUGGGUCAUGUGCAAGCAAGAUGAUGCUCCUGAUCCUAUUAUUAACACUUGCAACGGCUUCUAUUGUGAUUAUUUCUCUCCAAAUAAGGCCUAUAAACCAAAGAUGUGGACAGAAGCUUGGACUGGCUGGUAUACUGAGUUUGGAGGUCCAGUUCCUCACCGACCGGCUGAAGACUUGGCAUUCUCAGUUGCAAGGUUUAUACAGAAAGGAGGAUCAUUUGUUAACUAUUACAUGUACCAUGGAGGAACAAAUUUUGGUCGAACUGCUGGUGGUCCAUUCAUUGCUACAAGCUAUGAUUAUGAUGCACCUAUCGAUGAAUAUGGACUGGUUAGACAGCCAAAGUGGGGCCAUUUGAAGGAUUUACACAGUGCAAUAAAACUCUGUGAACCUGCUUUAGUAUCUGCAGAUCCUACUGUAUCACGGCUUGGAAGCUAUCAAGAGGCUCAUGUCUUCAAAUCAAAGUCAGGAGCUUGUGCUGCAUUCCUUGCAAAUUAUAACCCAAGAUCUUUUGCAACUGUGUCAUUCGGACAUAUGCAUUACAAUUUACCUCCAUGGUCUAUAAGCAUUCUUCCUGAUUGCAAGAACACUGCUUAUAACACUGCAAGGGUUGGGUCUCAGAGUGCACUGAUGAAAAUGACUCGUGUUCCUAUGCAUGGCGGACUUUCUUGGCAAGCGUUCAAUGAAGAAACAGCCUCUACUGAUGAUAGCACCUUCACAACAUCUGGCUUGCUGGAGCAGAUAAAUACAACAAGAGAUGCAUCUGAUUACCUAUGGUACUCCACAGAUGUUGUGAUUAAUUCCAAUGAAGGUUUUUUGAGAAAUGGAAAGGAUCCUGUUCUUAAAGCCUUGUCCGCUGGACAUGCUUUGCAUGCUUUUGUCAAUGGUCAGCUGGCAGGAACGGCAUACGGAAGUUUAGAAUUCCCAAAGCUCACGUUUAGUCAGAGCGUGAAACUAAGAGCUGGUGUUAACAAAAUCUCCCUUCUAAGUGUUGCAGUUGGACUGCCGAAUGUUGGUCCUCAUUUUGAAAGAUGGAAUGCUGGUGUUCUUGGCCCAAUUUCGUUAGACGGUCUCAAUGAGGGGAAAAGGGACUUAUCAUGGCAGAAAUGGUCUUACAAGAUUGGUCUUAAAGGUGAAGACUUGAGUCUUCAUUCUCUCAGUGGAAGUUCCUCAAUUGAGUGGACUCAGGGAUAUUGGGUUUCAAGAAGACAGCCAUUAACUUGGUACAAAACAACUUUUGAUGCCCCACGUGGAGUUGCACCAUUGGCUUUAGACAUGGGCAGCAUGGGCAAAGGUCAAGUUUGGAUAAAUGGACAGAGCCUCGGUCGCUACUGGCCUGCUUAUAAAGCCUCUGGAACUUGUGGUGACUGUGAUUAUGCUGGAACUUAUGAUGAGAAGAAAUGCAGAAGCAACUGUGGCGAGGCUUCUCAAAGAUGGUAUCAUGUUCCUCAAUCAUGGCUGAAGCCAACUGGAAACUUACUAGUUGUGUUUGAAGAGAUGGGUGGAGACCCCAAUGGGAUCUUUUUGGUUAGAAGGGAUAUAGAUAGAGCAUGUGCUGAUAUUUAUGAGUGGCAGCCAAAUCUCAUAAGCUAUCAGAUGCAAGCUUCUGGUAAAUCUAGCAGACCAAUGAGACCAAAAGCUCAUUUGUCGUGUGGCCCUGGCCAGAAAAUCUCUUCCAUCAAAUUUGCUAGCUUUGGUACUCCUAUGGGCUCCUGUGGAAACUUCCACGAAGGAAGCUGCCAUGCGCACAAGUCAUACGAUGCCUUUCAAAAGAAGUGUGUUGGCCAGAACUCAUGCAAAGUAACUGUGUCGCCUGAAAAUUUUGGAGGAGAUCCAUGUCCAAAUGUCAUGAAGAAACUCUCAGUGGAGGCCAUUUGCACCUGAUGAUGCUGAUUAUUCCCAGAAAAACAAAAAAGGGAAUGAAGAUUCUAGAUUGAUCAUUACUAUUAUUUUUUUGAGAAUUCACGGAUCUUUUGGGGAUAAACUAAGCCUACUACCACACUACAAGACGAUCCACAAGCAUUGAUUAACUUAGCUUUACCAAGGUGAAGUUGCAGAAGAAACACAACACACCUUAGUUGAAAAGCCUCUAGGGAGAUUGCUGAUAAGAUGAUUGUGGAUUUGUGUAAAUAAAGUAUUAAUAUUCUAUUCUCUGCCUACUUCAAAAGGCUAAGAAGUGAAGUGAAGAAUCUGUUGCUGGUAGAUGCACAUUGAGACGAUAGUAAUUGAGUCCAUGUGUAAAUGUUUUCCAUUCUUUGUUUCGGUGUUGAAGUGAAGCCUCUUGCUUCCUGUAAUCUUUUUAAUUCCCUUUUGUAAUUUUCUGAAAGCAAUCUAGUUGCUUCUUCUUUCUUGUAUGAAACUUCCCAAGGUAAAAAGAUAAGGUACUUCAUCUUGAUGUGGUUGUUGAAUUGAAUUA
Messenger RNA from Prosopis cineraria, 3325 nucleotides. RefSeq names its product beta-galactosidase 1-like. NCBI's taxonomy places the organism in Eukaryota, Viridiplantae, Streptophyta, Magnoliopsida, Fabales, Fabaceae. Gene Ontology annotation, biological process: carbohydrate metabolic process. Gene Ontology annotation, molecular function: carbohydrate binding; beta-galactosidase activity. The transcript is spliced from 19 exons. The coding region runs from base 253 to 2793 and encodes 846 amino acids. The record is from RefSeq and is a predicted model, not a curated record. Gene Ontology annotation, cellular component: vacuole; cell wall.